Molecule: messenger RNA, 1208 nt
Organism: Glycine soja
Lineage: Eukaryota; Viridiplantae; Streptophyta; Magnoliopsida; Fabales; Fabaceae
Product: polygalacturonase inhibitor 2-like
Exons: 1
Coding region: 10-1020 (336 amino acids)
Molecular function (GO): protein binding
Source: RefSeq, a predicted model, not a curated record
CCUUCAAAGAUGUCACACUUAAGCAUUCUCUUUCUCUUGCUCGUAGCCCUAUCCUUCACUCCCGCACUGUCAGAACUAUGCAACCCACUAGAUAAACAAGCCCUCCUUCAAAUCAAGAGAGAGCUUGGCAACCCAACCAAUCUCUCCUCAUGGAACCCAAAGACAGACUGCUGCAACAACAACUGGGUAGGUGUCUCAUGCGACACCGUCACCCCAACAUACCGCGUCGACAACCUCGACCUCUCCGAAAUUUACCUCACCAAACCCUACCCUAUUCCCCCCUCCAUAGGCAACCUUCCCUACCUCAAAUUUCUUUUCAUCACCAACUCCCCCAACAUCGUUGGCACAAUACCCACCACCAUCACCAAACUCACCAAGCUUCGUGAACUCUAUAUCAGAUACACUAGUGUCUCCGGCCAGAUACCCCAUUUCUUGUCCCAAAUGAAAACCCUCCAAUUCCUCGAAUUCUCCAACUGCAAACUCUCCGGCAACCUCCCUACCUGGCUUCCUUCUCUCCCUGACCUCUACGGAGUCGCCUUCGACAACAAUCGCAUCUCCGGCGCCAUCCCGGACUCGUUUGGCUUCGUCUCGAAGCGGUUCGGGUACAUGACACUCUCCGGAAACCGCCUCUCCGGGAAGAUUCCGUCGUCGCUGGGGAAGCUGGACCUGAAGACUGUGGAUUUGUCUCGUAACAAGCUUGAGGGUGAUGCGUCUGUGUUGUUUGGGUCGGAGAAACGCACGGAGAUGAUAUAUCUGGCACACAACUUGUUUGCUUUUGAUUUUGGAAAAGUAAGGGUGCCAAAGGUCUUGGACUCGUUGGAUGUUGGGCACAAUCGUUUAUAUGGGACACUACCUAAGGGACUUACGUCGCUUAAGAAUCUGUACCGGUUCGAUGUGAGCUACAAUAAACUUUGUGGUGAGAUUCCACGGGGUGGUAAGUUGCAAGAAAUUGAUGAGUCUUUCUAUGCUAAUAACAAGUGCUUGUGUGGCUCUCCUCUUCCAAGCUGCAAACGAUUCUAGAGUUCCACGGAACAUAGUUCAUUUACGCUUACCGGAAAAGGGUAUAAGAAUAAGAGAAAUCUUCUGUGUUCCCAUAAUGUUGAGCGAAUUUGCUAAGAAUUUAACACGUAAGUCACGUAAUUGUAUAUGUGACAGUGUAAUUGUAUCCCAUUUUUAAUUUGUUAUCAAUAUAUGUUAAAUAUUGGAUA